Messenger RNA from Cololabis saira (Pacific saury), 4180 nucleotides. RefSeq names its product integrin, alpha 6a (gene itga6a). Lineage: Eukaryota; Metazoa; Chordata; Actinopteri; Beloniformes; Belonidae. Gene Ontology annotation, biological process: cell-matrix adhesion; cell-cell adhesion; integrin-mediated signaling pathway. Gene Ontology annotation, molecular function: integrin binding. The record is from RefSeq and is a predicted model, not a curated record. Bases 79 to 3288 code for a protein of 1069 amino acids. Gene Ontology annotation, cellular component: external side of plasma membrane; integrin complex. The transcript has 26 exons.
CAAGUGACCGAGAGAGAGACGAGGAGAGACGAGGAGAGGACCCCGCGGCUCUUAACUCCGGGACUUCACCUGAACACGAUGCCGCUGCGGGGAGCGCGCUGCGCCGCACUUUUCCUUUUUCUUCACCUCCUGGAGCCAAGUGCGGUGCUGCCCUCCAACCUCGACACCACUCAUGUCAUCAGGAAAGACGGGGAUCCCGGGAGCCUGUUUGGCUUUUCUCUCGCCCUGCACCGACAAGUGAAGCCGGAUAAAGUCAUGCUGCUGAUCGGGGCUCCCAGAGCCAGAGCUUUAGGAAAACAAACGUCCAACUUCACAGGAGGGCUUUAUAAAUGUGAAAUCAACCACGAUAAUGACUGUGAGCGCAUUGAAUUUGAUAAUGACGAGAACCCAGCGGUGGAGUAUAAAGAGAACCAGUGGCUGGGAGUAACUGUGCAGAGUCAGGGACCCGGGGGAAAGGUUGUGACAUGUGCCCAUCGCUAUCAGAUGCGCAUGUUUGUGAACAGCCCCCAGGAGUCUCACGACAUCAUCGGCCGCUGCUACGUCCUCAGUCAGGACUUGACCAUCGACUCGUCCUCCGACGAGGACGGCGGGAACUGGAAGCUCUGCGAGGGCAGAACCAGGGGCCAUGAACGGUUCGGAGUCUGCCAGCAGGGCAUGGCAGCCACUUUCACCAAGGACUACCAUUACGUGGUGUUUGGAGCGCCGGGAGCUUACAACUGGAAAGGGAUGGUAAGAGUGGAGCAAAAGAACAACACUUUACUGGAGAUGGGAGUGUUUGAUGAUGGGCCAUAUGAGAUUUCCCAUGAGGAUCUCUUGAACACCACUCUACCAGCCAAUAGCUACCUCGGGUUUUCCCUGGAUUCGGGACACAGCAUCAUGCAGCAUCGCGGCCUGACGGUGGUGGCCGGAGCCCCGAGAGCCAAUCACAAUGGAGCCGUCAUCCUGCUGAAGAAAGAGACCAAAGCCUCUGAGAGACUCCUAAUGGAGCACGUGCUGCACGGGCCAGGAAAGGUGUCCUCCUUCGGAUACGAUGUGACUGUAGUUGACCUGAAUAAUGAUGGAUGGCAGGACAUAGUGGUGGGAGCCCCUCAGUUCUACAUGAAGGACAGUGAAAUUGGAGGAGCUGUUUAUAUUUACAUCAACAAGGCAGGAAAGUGGGAAUCGGUCACUCCUGUCCGCCUAACUGGGACCAAACACUCGAUGUUUGGACUGGCGGUGGAGAACACAGGGGACAUCAAUCUGGACUCAUAUCGAGAUAUUGCAGUUGGAGCUCCACAUGACGACGACGGAUCAGGAAUGGUCUACAUUUAUCAUGGAUCUGCACAAGGAAUCAAAACCGAUCCUGCACAGAAACUUUUAGGAAAAGAGCAUAACAUCCGUUUUUUUGGAUAUUCUCUGGCGGGGAACAUGGAUGUGGAUGGGAACUCGUAUCCAGACCUGGCUGUGGGCUCGCUGUCUGACGCAGCUUUCAUUUACAGGGCAAGGCCGGUCAUCAGCAUCAGGAGGAAGAUCACUGCAUAUCCACAGAAAAUUGACCUCAGAAAUAAAACCUGCGGUAAUGGGAUUUGCUUCAGUGUCAAGGCGUGCAUCGCCUACAAAGCGAACCCUUCGUUUUACAACCCUCGGCUAACCAUCGGUUAUUUAAUAGAGGCGGACAGCAGUCGGAGGAAACUGGGCCUGACCUCCAGGGUCGUAUUCCUGAAAUCCCAGGCGGAGUCGGACCACCAGGCCAACGGCACCUUCGAGCUUCAAGGCCAAAACCAGGAGAAGUGCGUCAAUAUCACAGCCAGAGUUAAGGACAACAUUAAGGACAAGAUGCACAGCAUUCGCAUCGCGUUGUCCGCAGAAAUUGUCAACACAAAGCGACAGAAAACAAGGAACGGCCUUCGUCAGAUAACGCCCAUCUCAGACGGCUCUCUGCCGAGCGUGGACUCCACCGAGGUUAACUUCGUGAAGGAGGGAUGCCAGAAAGAUGGCGUUUGCCGGAGCAACCUAAAGAUGGAUUGCAGUUUGUUCUACAAACAGAGCAACCAGGAAGAGUAUUCUCCGUUAAACAGCAAGGACAACAUCCCCGAGUUUCUCCUGAGUUCCGACAAGAAGGACCUGGCUCUGCGAGUGACCGUGACCAACAGGGGCGGCGACGACGCUUACGAGGCAAAGGUCGUGGGGAAUUUCCCAGCUUCCCUGUCGUACUCAGGAGUCCGCCCGCAGGGUCCGCUCGCAGGGGCCUCAAACCCGCCGAAUUGUAAUGCCAAUCAGAACGGCUCUCAAGUGGACUGUGAGCUGGGAAAUCCGCUGAAGAAAAACUCAGAGAUAACCUUGUACAUCAUCCUGAGCACUUCGGCCAUGAGCCUCGACACCUCUGAGAUUGAGAUCGAGCUCCAGCUGCAAACGACCAGUGUUCAAGAAAAUAUUAGGCCUCUGAAAAUAAAGAGUAAAGUGAUUAUUGAAUUGCCCAUAUCCGUCACUGGGGAAGCCAGUCCCAGUCAGGUUUCUUUCGGAGGUGUCGUGAGAGGCGAAAGCGCGAUGAAGACAGAAGACGAGAUUGGAAGUCUGAUUAGCUAUACUUUCAGGAUAAGCAACGCCUGGAAGACUUCGGUUUCUUCCUUCAAACCUUCUCUACACAUUCAAUGGCCUAAAUCGAACAAAGAUGGGAAAUGGCUUCUGUACCUGGUGAAGAUCACCGCUAAAGGGCCGGAGGACGUCGUCUGCUCCCUGGCAUCUGAGAUCAACCCUCUAAAUUUGCUUCAAAAGUCUUCUGCAUCUCGAACAAAACGAGAAACUGUGACGAACAAGGGAAAAACUGGGGGCAAAAUGUAUUUCUCCAAAGACAAACAUAAGGUUUUGUCCUGUGGUAAAGAACUCAGCUGUGUGGAGCUGCAGUGCCCCCUGAAGGGGCUUCACGGUACAGCGGUCGAACUACGCUCCCGUCUGUGGAACUCCACCUUUAUUGAGGACUAUGCCUCCAUUCCAACCCUGAGUCUCAUGGUGAAGGCCUCACUCGUGCUUCAUUCUCAAGCUCGGAACAUAAUCCUGAAAAAUCCUGAAGCUACUGUGACGGUGUCCGUAUCUCCGGACAGCUCGGUGGCUCAGUACGGCCAACUUCCCUGGUGGAUCAUAUUGCUGGCAGUUCUGGCGGGAAUCCUCAUUUUAGCUUUGAUGAUUUUUAUGCUUUGGAAGUGUGGUUUCUUCAAGAGACCGUCUAAAGAACAGUACGAAGCUGCGUAUCACAAGGCAAAGAUCCGCGUUCAGCCUGCCGACAAGGAGAAAGUCUCAGAUGACGCCUGAUUUUUAUUUAUUUUUCCUCUGAACAGGGUGUGGAUUCUUCAGACGGUCCAAACGAGACGACAGUGUCCGUCGCUACCACGCAGUGCGGAUAAGAAAAGAAACUCUGGCCUAUAAAGACGGAAACAUCAAACUUGAUCCUUUUGGAAAGAAGCAGUGGAUGACGACGUGGGUCGAUAAUGAAAGUUACUCCUGAGUGUUUUCUGCUGGAACGAGCUGCCGGAUGAACACGACCUGCUUCUCGUGAUUUUAAACACAAACAUGCAAAAGUCUGUGAAUAUGGUGCUCAGUACUUUUUUAAAUCUACAUCAUUCUUGCGAGUUGGCAUCAGGACCUUGAAUGUUUGCGUUGUACAGGUGACUUCCUUUUAAGUUUUUUUUUUAUGUUUUAAUAAAUGUUGUAUAUAUUUAAAUAUUUCUGCAGACUUUGUAUUUAUUUUUUUAAUAUGAAAAAAAAAUUAUGCAACAUUUUUUUUUUUUUUUUUUUAAAUAAGUUUACUGUUGGUUUUAGAGCUACGUCAUUUUUUUUAAUUUGAAAAAUGACGCAGAGGAAGGUACAUCUAGUUCACUGGAGCAGACAAAGGUUUUCUGUGGUAAUUUUUUUGUACUUGCCAAAAUAGAAUAAAAGCUCUUUUCCUCUUUGAAACGACAUUCAGGUACAUUAACGUGUCAAAAGAACAAAUAAUUGCAAAGAUUUAUCAUUUUGUCUCAUUGCUGUGACAUUCAGGUAGCAUCACUGUAUUUCAGAUCACAGGGUUUAUUUUAUUCAUUUUUUUGGGUUCCAUUUGAUGAAUCCAAAGGGAACAUGAUAGAAAUACAAACUGUGCUUUUUAGAUGCAAGACAGUCGUAACUGGAAUUGUUAUGCAACGGUUUGCAAUAAAAGUGUUUCAAAUAA